AUGGAACACGAACGUUCAUUUCAAAAACAACCAACAAUCUUUUUAAAUAAAAAACAAAGCACAGCUAAAGCUAGUAAAACAGGUCGUGCCGAACGUUAUACACGUAAUGUCGGUUUAGGUGUGAAGACACCACGAGAAGCUAUUGAAGGUACAUACAUCGACAAAAAAUGCCCAUUUACAGGCAAUGUUAGCAUCCGUGGCCGUAUUCUUACUGGUACUGUUUUAAAACUUAAAAUGACACGAACAAUUGUUAUCCGUCGAGAUUAUUUACAUUAUGUACGCAAAUAUAAUCGUUUUGAGAAACGACACAAGAAUAUGUCAGUACAUUUAAGUCCAUGUUUUCGUGAUGUUCAAAUUGGUGAUGUUGUUACCAUUGGUGAAUGUCGUCCGUUGUGCAAAACAGUUCGCUUUAAUGUACUCAAGGUUGCCAAAGCAUCUGGUUCGAAAAAGCAAUUUCAAAAGUUCUAG
Messenger RNA from Rotaria socialis, 468 nucleotides. The record is from the annotation of a GenBank genome assembly. Lineage: Eukaryota; Metazoa; Rotifera; Eurotatoria; Philodinida; Philodinidae.